This is a messenger RNA of Drosophila rhopaloa, 511 nucleotides long. RefSeq names its product heparan sulfate 2-O-sulfotransferase pipe-like. Lineage: Eukaryota; Metazoa; Arthropoda; Insecta; Diptera; Drosophilidae. Gene Ontology annotation, molecular function: sulfotransferase activity. The record is from RefSeq and is a predicted model, not a curated record. The coding region runs from base 1 to 318 and encodes 105 amino acids. The transcript is spliced from 2 exons. Gene Ontology annotation, cellular component: membrane.
AUGGCCAAGGAGCAUGUGGAACGGGAUUAUGCUGUAGUUGGCAGUUGGGAGGACACAAAUAUAACCCUAACUGUCCUCGAACAAUAUAUUCCACGAUUCUUUCGUGGGGCCAAGCUCAUGUAUGAAAUGCACAAUAACAAGAUCACCAAUCGGAACAAGAACAAACGUAAACCGUUUGUAGAGCCUGAGGUCAAGGAGAUGAUUCGCAAGAAUUUUACCAACGAGUACGAUUUUUAUUAUUUCUGCAAGCAGCGUUUGUAUAAGCAGUACCUGGCCCUCAAUCUGAAAGAAUUGGAGAAACAAGGCCUUUUAAAUUAGUUACAGUCCAACAUUUAGAUAAUUGUAGGUGAUAUAUAUAUGCGAACAAAACUUCAUAUCUCAAUAAAUAGUAGUCAGUGAAAACAGUAGAUUAGACCCACACUUUCUUUACACGCUGAACCCAUAUCUGUGUCUUUUCGUUUUUGUUGUGUGGCUUGAACCUCCCUCACAUGAAGCUUCUAAACCCAUAACC